GUAUACACAGCGUCAAUUAAAACCAAACGGGCAGGAUCCAAGUGUUGAUGAAUAUACAAAGCAGAUCAAUCAAUCACGUUGUGUAAUAAUCCAUAUCCGGAAACAUACUUCCAAAUCUGCAUGGCCCGAAACGAAUGACGCUUUUUGAUGUAUAGGCAAAAACUGGGCAUUCUUUGAUUAAAUCGGAUAGGCUUGCUGCAUUCUACUGGGUUUAUGUACAUUUGUGAGUCACGGAUGGUUGGAUAUACACGCGUCUUAAGUACCUACACACAGCAUACGUGAAUUUCAAAAUAUAACGGCAUAUAACGCCCAAGAAGGUUGCAACAAAGGGUAAAUCAAAUAAUAAGUACAAUGGAGAAGAGAGUUUCUUAUUUUUACGACCCGGAUGUGGGUAGCUACUACUAUGGACCUGGUCAUCCGAUGAAGCCACAGCGUAUUCGUAUGGCACAUGCUUUGGUACUCAGCUAUGAUUUGUAUAGACAUAUGGAGGUAUUCAGACCUCAUAAGGCUGUUGAACCUGAAUUACUUGCUUUCCAUGACCAUGAAUAUUUACAAUUUCUAUCUGGAGUAAGCCCAGAUAACUAUCGCGACUUUGCAUACCAGCUUAAGAGGUUUAACGUAGGUGAAGCUACUGACUGUCCAGUAUUUGAUGGGUUAUAUGUAUUCCAACAAAGCUGCAGUGGUGCUUCUAUUGAUGGAGCACACCGUCUGAAUAAUCAACAGGCUGAUAUUUCCAUUAAUUGGUCUGGAGGACUGCAUCAUGCAAAACGAUCCGAGGCUUCAGGUUUCUGUUAUCUUAACGAUAUUGUACUGGCUAUACUGGAGUUAUUGAAAUAUCAUGCACGUGUAAUGUAUAUUGAUAUUGAUGUACAUCACGGUGAUGGUGUAGAAGAGGCGUUCUACGUUACCCAUCGUGUGAUGACUGUCAGUUUCCACAAAUUUGGAAACUUCUUCCCUGGUACCGGUGAUGUUACGGAUGUAGGUGUGGCUUCUGGGAAGUACUAUAGUGUUAACGUUCCGCUGAAUGAUGGUAUGGAUGAUGAAUCGUUUGUUGACAUGUUUAGGACAGUUGUGGGUAAAUGUGUUGAAGUAUAUGAGCCGGGAGCUAUAGUGCUACAGUGUGGAGCUGACAGUCUCACGGGCGAUCGGUUAGGCCGAUUCAACCUUACUAACAAGGGCCAUGCUGGGUGCGUUGCGUUCUGUCGAAGCUUGAAUAUACCGCUGCUGGUAUUGGGUGGAGGUGGAUACACAAUUCGUAACGUCGCGAGGUGCUGGGCAUAUGAAACCGGUGUGGUACUAGACAAACAUAAUGAAAUGGCGGAGCAAAUAUCGUUGAACGAAUACUACGACUACUACGCUCCUGAUUUCAACUUGCAUUUGCAACCCACGAAUAUGCCGAAUUAUAACACGUCGGAGCACCUUGACCGCAUUAAGAUGAAGAUUAUUGAAAAUCUCAGGCACGUAGAACGUGCUCCAGGGGUGCAGUUCGCUCAUGUCCCAAACGACUUCUUCCAGUAUGACGACGAUGAAGAUGAGGCAGCACAGUUAGAGGUGUUCGACGAAGGUGGUGGCGUGGCACCAGCCAUAGUACCACAUCGUAAAACAACACCUCCCAUAUAUGUCAAUCACCGCUUACGCAGGAAGGAUUAUAAAAAUGAUUACUACCACCUUCCUGAUAGGGACCAGCAUAUACCGAUAUAGGCCAUGAUUUAUUUUUUUACCAUGCAUCUAAACAUUGGUGCAAUGAGUUGUAACGGGGCGUUAAACGUAAAUUGGCG
Molecule: messenger RNA, 1778 nt
Organism: Babesia bovis T2Bo
Lineage: Eukaryota; Apicomplexa; Aconoidasida; Piroplasmida; Babesiidae
Product: histone deacetylase family protein
Exons: 1
Coding region: 352-1701 (449 amino acids)
Molecular function (GO): histone deacetylase activity
Source: RefSeq, a predicted model, not a curated record